UUAAACGAAAAGAAGAAUAACUAGAAGCCACUUUCUGUUUUAGGUACAAAUGUUUACAUUUUGUACUUGCAAAGGCUUUUAAAUCAAACGAAAUUUGUUAUGGCGUGGUGGAUGUAACAUUUUAUUAUUACAUAAAGAAGGUUUUGUUAUUAUCAUAGUUUGAAAACUAGCGGAACUAAAAGUGUUCACUAUCAGUAAGUCACAAUGUCUCUAGUGGCUUACGAUUAUAGCAGCGAUGAUGAAUCUGAACAAGAAAUUGUCGACGAACAAUCAGUUGCACCCAAUGUGUCACCGAAAACCGUAUUUUCCACAAAUGUAAAUAAUGGUCAUAACACUGAUAUGUAUGAUGAAACAAAUUCUAGAGUGAGCCUUAAUCUCCCCGCUCCAAAACCCAAUAUCGAUGAAUUGAACAUCAAGGAAGAAGAUGAUGAGUUUCUUCAUAAGAAAGCAGUGUCUGAAACCAAACCUGCUCCACCGAAUAAUCUGAACUUUAUUCGAGCAAACGUGCCAAAUAGGAAAGUGCAGAUCGUAAUAUCAUCACUCCGCGAUUUUGAAAACGAGGCACCAAAACCGAAAGCGAAAUCUGUUGGUCCAGAAACUUCGAAAAAAUCUACUGGGCUUCUUAGCAUGCUACCAACGCCUAAAUCUACAACUUCUUUCCCUGAGUCUGUUGGUGUGUUAAAGAGCCCAGUCAACAAACCUGUCGUGAAUCGCCUAAUUCCAGAUUCAGUAACGAAUCGAACUCGUAAUGUUGCUGUAAACGAAGUUUGUUCACAGACAAAAAUCGCAAAUCCUCCCGAACCAUCUGAUGAUACAGGUGAGGAUAGUGAUGAGGAAAAAACAGAUUUUUUUUCUUUCAAUACCGACGAGAAACUUCCGGAAAUUAGUGUGAAUGAAAUUGCUGCAAUGGUAGCCAAGAAGGCCGCUAAAAUGGCCGAAGCUGCAAAGAAAUUUGACGAACCCGACCAGGUAGAAAACAUGCCUGGGCCAAGUGGAUUCCAGCAAGUUGUACCUGUUGUAAACGAUUUGGACAAUAAACAAGCUCUUGCGACAUUGAUCGGUGGUAACCGAGCGAAACGAGCUCGAGUUGAGAAUGUCAAUAUCAUUGACAUUAGUUCUACCGAUAUUGUUCCUUCAAAGGAAGACUUCUUGCGUCGAAAGUUGCAGGAAGAAACUGGUUAUGUUCCGACAGGGCAUCUAACGGGGGAUUGGACGUGCACUAGUAAACGUAAGUCACACAUCACAUAUCUAGCAUCGAAAGCCCAAGCUAAUGCCCAGGAACUAGAAGCAAUGUGGUCCUCUAACCGUCAAAGUCGGCGGCAAACGCAAAGCAAAUAUGGUUUUUAGUUGAGCGUUACAAGAUUGUCAAUAAAUGAGCUUUUGUAUUAGAA
This is a messenger RNA of Wyeomyia smithii (pitcher-plant mosquito), 1391 nucleotides long. RefSeq lists its product as uncharacterized. The coding region runs from base 205 to 1347 and encodes 380 amino acids. The transcript has a single exon. The record is from RefSeq and is a predicted model, not a curated record. NCBI's taxonomy places the organism in Eukaryota, Metazoa, Arthropoda, Insecta, Diptera, Culicidae. Gene Ontology annotation, cellular component: nucleus.